UCUUUUCAGUCUUUUCCCGGUUCCUGCAGCUCGUGUCCGUCCCUUUAUUUUCCUUUUUUACUCGUACUCUAAUUCCAGAAAGACGGUACCAUUCCUGUCCGAGUGUCUCACUUCCCAGGCCAUCUACGUGACACGCCCGACGCAGCACAACCAUGCAAUUCCUCAAGUUCACCGCUGCGGCCGCCGCUUUGUUGGGCCAGGCUUCCGCGUUCCCUCCCGGCCCUGGAUUCGGUUUCCCGGGCGGCGGAGGAGGCCCGGACUCUCAGCCGGAUAGGGAUGGCUGCGUCGACUCCGAGGCGGCGUACAUUCGCUCCUACUUCUACGUCGGAGGCGGGUACGUCGACGAUGGUUCUGGUGGUCACAUCUUCCGCGACCAGAUGUACGUUGAGAAGUUGCUCCCCACGACUGGAGUUUCCCAGGAGACGCCGAUCGUCCUAAUCCACGGUCAGGCCCAGACGGGUAGCAACUUCUACAACAAGCCCGAUGGCGGUAGAGGAUGGGCCUCUCACUUUGUGAGACAAGGCUUCGAGGUCUACAUCGUCGACCAGACGCUCCGUGGCCGCUCCGCUUGGAUGCCCGGCUACGGCGCCUCCAAGCCCUCGACGUACUCCGCCGAGAUCAUCCAGCAGCGCUUCACCGCCGUCAAGGAGUACAUGCUCUGGCCCCAGGCCGUGAACCACACCCAGUGGCCCGGUACCGGCAUGAUGGGCGAUGAGGUCUUUGAUGCCUUCUACAGCUCCAACGUCCAGUUCAUCAACAAUGCCACCUACCAGCAAACGACCGUCCAGGCCGCCGGUGCCGCCCUCCUCGACAAGAUCGGCAGACCCGCCGUCGUUCUCGGUCACAGCCAGGGCGGUCUUAUGCCCAUCAUCAUCGCCGACGCCCGCCCCGAGCUCACCAAGGCCCUCAUCCUCCUUGAGCCCACCGGUCCUCCCUUCCAAGAGGCCGUCUUCAGCAACAAGUCUGCCCGCGCCUACGGUCUCACCGAUAUCCCCGUCGCCUAUUCCCCCGAGGUCACCGAUCCCACCACCGACCUCGUCCAGCAGACCUACCCUGCCAAGGGUGAGAACUACGUUCAGUGCGUUCUCCAGGCCGAGUCCCCCGCUCCGCGCCAGCUUGUCAACCUCGCCGACAAGCCCAUCCUCCUCGUUACCUCUGAGGCGUCCUACCAUGCUCCCUACGACCACUGCAGCGUCGAGUUCCUUCUUCAGGCCGGCUGCAGCAAGACGGAGCACCUCGAGCUCGGCGAGGCCGGCUUCCACGGCAACGGCCACAUGUUCUUCAUGGAGAAGAACAGCUACGAGAUCCAGAAGACGCUUCGUGAUUGGAUCCAGGCCUUAAGCGGAUACCCAUAGACGAUGAAUAUCAUAAUCUGGUAAUGACACGCACUCGGUAGUCUCGUCGCCUUCCAGUCUCCUCAUGCGAUCGUCGAGGUUGGUUCGGAUUACCGUUGUGACAUCCGGAGAGAUCUGCCCUCAACCUGUAGCCACGUGCCAGUUGAUCCCAGUGUCGGCCGAGUCAGCCUCCAUGUCCGAGCGCAACAAUGUUUGACACGUUGACGUGAGUUGGAAUGUGACUUGAGCUAUAUCUUGACAGCCUGGUUGAAGAAAUGAUCGUCGCUGGCAGGGGAGGGACUUGUCAAUAUUGCUUCCGUCCCCUCCCGUUGAGUCGUUGACGCCAUGUCGUGUUUGUCCCCAGCGGGCCCAGC
This is a messenger RNA of Colletotrichum acutatum, 1708 nucleotides long. RefSeq names its product Alpha/Beta hydrolase protein. The coding region runs from base 153 to 1355 and encodes 400 amino acids. NCBI's taxonomy places the organism in Eukaryota, Fungi, Ascomycota, Sordariomycetes, Glomerellales, Glomerellaceae. The record is from RefSeq and is a predicted model, not a curated record. The transcript has 3 exons.